Aphanomyces invadans is the source of this 2423-nucleotide messenger RNA. RefSeq lists its product as hypothetical. The coding region runs from base 12 to 2336 and encodes 774 amino acids. The transcript has 5 exons. Gene Ontology annotation, molecular function: protein binding. Lineage: Eukaryota; Oomycota; Saprolegniomycetes; Saprolegniales; Verrucalvaceae. The record is from RefSeq and is a predicted model, not a curated record.
CCGUUUAGCACAUGACCGACUUGUACGUGAACGACACCAGCCGCGUGUGCAGCCAGCCUGUGCAGGUCGUUGGCGUUGCCCGCGAAUCGGCGCUUGCCUGGUCUGUUAACGGCAACCGCUUGGCAUUUGUCUCGGGCAACAGCGCCAUCUUUAUCGCAGGUCACGAUGACAAGCGCGGUGUGACCCUCGAGAAAGUGAUUCCUCUGUUCAAGAAAGAUGUGAAUGGCCUUCUCUUCUCCCCCGACAACGAAGAUAUGCUAGUGGUCGUCGGGCACGAGGGCAUUUCGUUUGUUGACGUGGCGGCCGGCGACUUUGUGUUUCGCGUUCCCAUCGGCAAAGAAAACAACCACGAAAGCGAUGUUACGUGCGCGACGUGGCUUUACGGUGGCUCCCUCUUGGCCACCGGGUCCAAAGACGCAACCAUCAAGAUCUGGAUUCGCGACGCAACGCACACCCACGAGUGGACAUGCUUGGAAACGAUCACAGGCCACAAGGCGCCGCUCAUGGCGCUCGAAUUCAACUUGUUCACGAACUCGUUGUUCUCGUGUGGUCGGGACAGCUCCAUCAAGCACUGGGACGUUCGCACUUUGCAUCCGUCGUCGAUUGCAAAACGACGCGACGAUGGCAGCAUUGCGUGCUCAAUCGUAUCUUCCAUGGACGGCCACCAAGGCGACGUGAUUGCGCUGACUGCGACCGCCAACGGGAAAUACCUCUUUUCUGGUGCCCGAGACAACAGCAUCAAGGUGUGGCACGUUGGCCAGCAUCGGGAACUUCGCACGAUUACAGGCCAUGCCGGUGAUGUCCGCCGCAUGAUCCUCAUGGCCCACGACGAGUAUAUGUACUCGGCGUCCGUGGACGGCACGGUCCGUUUGGUCAAACUGAUGCAGCUCGACGUGGACGACGAUCGUGUGUUGUCUGCUGAAGAUUUGGAGCGUGAUCGCGAAGCGGCAGAUAAGUUGGCACUGGAGGAAAUCCUUGGAUUGGGCAACAAGACGACCCCGCCGUCGGGGGUCGCGGUUGGCCUCUCAACUGAAACGGACCAAGUGCUCGCGUCGAUUUCCGCGCACGAACAGAACGUAUUUCGCAUGGAGGUGAACCCGGUGAAGCCCCUCAUGGCAACCUCAGGGAACCACGAGAUUCAUGUUUGGGACAUCUCAAACUUGGCCAAGCCGGUACGCGUGAACGAGUUUAUCGGGCAUACGAACGGCGUAACCCAAGUCCACCUCGUCCGCGAUGACCAGCACCUCAUCAGCGGCUCCCUCGACGGCCGUAUCCACCUGUACAACGUUGACACGCUGUAUCGCGAGUCCAAACUCGACGUGAUCGGCGCUGUGGGUGCGACGGCUCUCUCUCCCGACUCCCGCGUGCUGUUUUGCUCCGGCAAUGACUACGACAUCCGAGGCUACUUGACGCACGAUAACUUGCUUGUGUCGCAGUGCGUGGUGGAAUUGACCGGCCAUUGCGGCAAAGUGUACUGCCUCGCCAUCUCACCGGACGGGUCCAUCCUCGUUAGUGGCGCCCACGAUUACAGCUUGUGCGUGUGGUCCUUAAACCAAUUCACACAAACGUACCAAGGGGCGAGCGCGCCCCUGCUGGCGGGCGAAGAAGAGAUCAAGUCCUUGACCCCGGCCAAGCGCAUCGGGAGCCCUCACGAAGGCCACGUGUUCGCCUUGGCCUUCAGUUCGCCGAUGUCGGGCGGAGAGCAUCCCCGCCUCGCCUCGUGCGGCAACGACCACUCGAUCAAGAUCUGGCGCUUGACUGGCAAGUCAUUGUCGGAAGUCGCCCAUCUCCGCGAUGCCCAUUCCAGCGCCGUGAAUUGCCUGGCAUGGGGGCGACACUCGUCAAGCACGCUGCUCUUUUCCGGAGGUUGGGACCAAACGAUCAAAGUCUGGGACCUCGCUGAUACUUCCCGUGCGCCGACUGGCCCUGUGGGCACACUGCAAGGUCACAAGGGGCGCCUCUCCAAGCUGUGCGUGUCGAACGACGGCAAGGUGCUCGUAUCGACGUCCGCAGAUGGAGUGGCCAUGUUGUGGCAAGCCACGGCGCCAUUCCAGCUCUUGUGCACGUAUGUCGGCACAGACGACGGUGGCGUGACCAGCUUGGCGAUGGGCCAGAAUAUCUUUGCCACGGGGUACGACGACGGCAUGAUCAAGGUGUGGCCUCUCUUGGGCAGCGAUGGAUCCGUGCACGAAGACUACGCGUCUUUGUUUCUGACGCAGGAAGAGGUCGCACGUCUGAGCAAAGAGUCUGCCGCCAAAGAAAGGAACUUGUCCAUGAUGCAACAGCGCAAGAAGUCGGGCUUUCUCCCCAAUUCGGAAGCUCCGCAACUACUCUAACGCCACUGGCGUAACUUGUCGCCCACUAUAUCUUGAAUACACGCUUGGUUAAAAUGAUAAGGCCUAGAUGAAGGUGCUACUUCGGAC